Messenger RNA from Salvia hispanica, 1971 nucleotides. Its product is annotated as trehalose-phosphate phosphatase A-like. Gene Ontology annotation, molecular function: trehalose-phosphatase activity. NCBI's taxonomy places the organism in Eukaryota, Viridiplantae, Streptophyta, Magnoliopsida, Lamiales, Lamiaceae. Gene Ontology annotation, biological process: trehalose biosynthetic process. The record is from RefSeq and is a predicted model, not a curated record.
UAAAACGCCUCUUCUUUUCCCACCUCUGACAUCUCCAUUUCUGCCAUAUAGUAAUAUAUACAUUCAUUUCUCCUCAAUUUAGUUCAUCGUUCGCUGCGAAAUAUCUCCCUCUGCGAUUUCUUUUGUUUCUUUUCACGACGAUCGUCGCUCUCUUCUUGGAAAGGAUUUAAAGCUCUUCAUUUCUUGACACGUUUUCUCCAGUUAGGCUGAAGAAAGAUCAGCAGUGACAUCUGUAACUGAACUGGUCACAUCUGAUAACAAAGGGUUGGUUAAUUGAGUGAAAGAUUUUAAUACUUCACUUGCUCAGGCAAUAUUUCGUGGUGUAUAUUUUGCCUGAAUACUGGAUAGAAUGGACCUCAAUUCAGGCAGCACGUCCCCGGUUCUCACUGACAACACAAGGUUAGGUAUUCACUCCGGUUUGCUGCCAUACUCGCACAGUAGCUCUGCUUUCUCCCCUCUCUUCCUUACUAUACCGAGGAAGAGGCCUGGACUACUUGAUGAUGUGAAGUCCAGUCUGCUUGAUACUAUGAUAUCUUCAUCCCCGACUCAUAAUAAAUUAUUGAAAGAUGCCAACAACGAGACAGCACAAAGUGAUGCUGAUCUUGCUUACCGAAACUGGAUGUGCAAGUACCCGUCAGCGCUUGCAUCUUUUGAGCAAAUUGCUAAAAGUGCAAAUGGAAAGAGAAUUGCAUUAUUCUUGGAUUAUGAUGGAACGUUAUCUCCAAUAGUCGAUAAUCCUGAUUGUGCCUUCAUGUCGAACGCUAUGCGUGUCGCUGUCAGAAAUGUGGCCAAGUAUUUUCCAACUGCUAUAAUUAGUGGCAGAAGCCGAGACAAGGUAUAUGAAUUUGUAGGUCUAACCGAACUUUAUUAUGCUGGAAGUCAUGGUAUGGACAUCAUGGGCCCAGUCAGUCCUUCCCACGGUGACAGCACUAACUGUAUCAAAUCCGUAGACAAGAAUGGCAAGGAAGUUAACUUGUUUCAGCCUGCUAGUAAAUUCUUACCCCUGAUUGACGAGGUACACAAAUCUCUAUUGGAGAUUACAAAAGAUAUAGUUGGUGCUAAAGUUGAGAACAACAAGUUCUGUGUUUCUGUACACUACCGUAAUGUUGAUCAGAAGAGUUGGAGCAUAAUUGGUGAUGCUGUCCAGGAGCUUCUGAAAGGGUAUCCUCAUCUGCGGUUGACACAUGGUCGAAUGGUCUUAGAAGUUCGACCAGUCCUUGACUGGCACAAGGGUAAAGCUGUUGAAUUCCUGCUAAAAUCACUCGGUCUGAUGAACUGUGAUGACGUUCUCCCCAUAUAUAUUGGAGAUGAUCGCACGGAUGAAGAUGCAUUUAAGGUUUUAAGAGAGGGUAAUCGAGGGUAUGGGAUCCUAGUGUCGCCUGUGCCCAAGGAAAGCAAUGCAUUUUACUCUCUAAGGGAUCCUUCUGAGGUGAUGGAGUUCCUCAAUGCGUUGGUGAUGUGGAAGAAGAAAAGUGUGGUGUAAUUAUAUUGGCCUAGGAAAGGAGGACGUGGUAGUAAAACGGAUGGAUAAAUUGGGAAGAUAUUCUUUGUUUCUUUUUUUAGUCGGAGAUUUUAACGGGUUGAGGAGCGGAGAUGCUUGAAGCUAUCGUGGUUUCUUUGUCCUUGAGUAUUCGAUUUUCCAGCACCAAGGAUGUCCUCACACCCAUCUUAUCUUGUAAGCCUCCCAAAGGGUUGCCUCUACCUAUGUAAGGAGUUUAUUGAUACAUUUGUUCGUUUAUCGGUGUUUAUUCGUUUCAAUUUCACUCCCUUCCUAUCUAUUGGUUGUGGUGUAGUAGGAAAGACAUUAAAGCAAAAUGCAUAUGAUCCUUGUCAAUGUAACCAGUUUGGUUUCUUUAAUUCAAGUUACUUAUGUAGAGGUUAAGAUAUGAUUAUGUGUACAAGCUAUACUCUAUUUGAAUGUGAUGUGGAUUUGCACAUAAUGAUAAGUUGGUAUAUGCCGGAUUGUUUGCA